AAAACUAAAAGGUACACGUGCUUUCUCCAUGAAACUAAAUGCAAAAUAAUGUUCAACAAGCAAUAACGUUAUAAAUCGUUAAACUGUCUCAAGUGUAAUAAGUAACUCUAUUCUGUGAUAAAAAUGAAGAUGAUUGUAGUUUAUAUUUUAGUAGUUUUAUUAAAAGUGGUGUCUGCUGACGAGAAAAAUACGACUUUUACCACACCUGAAUACAUCAUUCCCUGUUACAAGUCAGAUCCAGAAAUCAACAAAUGUCUAGAGCACACUUUUAAUCAUCUAAGGCCUUAUUUAUUAAAUGGAAUACAGGACAUCAACGUGCCCAGCAUAGACCCAUUAAAAAUAGACCGGCUUGUAAUGGAAAAUGGUCAAGGAGCUUUCCGGAUCCGCGCUUUGUUCCACAAUGUCACGGCUGCUGGUGGCAGCAACUACACAAUAAACAAAAUAAAAGCGGACAUUGUCAACUACAACAUUGAAUUGGGAUUCAAACUGCCUAGAGUUGAAAUUAAAGGAAAGUAUGAAGUAAGUGGGAACGUUCUUUUGUUCCCCGUGAGGUCGAAAGGAGACUUUUGGGCUAUUUUUGUCGACGUGGAUGCAGCUGCCAAAAUAUAUGGGAAAGAAUUCAAAGACAAAUCAAACACUCGUUACAUGAGGAUAGAAAAAUUGUUUAUCGAUUUUAAGCUACAAAAGAGUAGAUUUAGAGUGCGUGAUGUUAUAAAUCAUGGCAAUAUCAUAGGUGAAGCCAUGAAUCAGUUUUUAAACUCUAAUGCCAAUGAAAUCAUUGCUGAAAUGAAGCCUGCAGCUAAUGCAGCUAUAGCCAAGCACUUCAAAGCAUUUUUGAAUAGCGCAUUGCUCAAAUUACCCUUGAAAGUCUGGUUGCCUGACGCGUAGGCGUCUGUUGUAGUUUUAACAAACAGGAAUUUAUAAUAAUAAGUUUAUAUUCGAUCUAUUGGCAAUUUGUUUCUAAAUCGCCAUUUAGAAAUAACAAUUUUUUACUUUAAAAGUAUACGACUAUUGUAAAAAUGUUGGAUUGUACAAAGUUUGUAUUAAAUUUUAAAACAUU
This is a messenger RNA of Zophobas morio, 1060 nucleotides long. Its product is annotated as protein takeout-like. The record is from RefSeq and is a predicted model, not a curated record. The transcript is spliced from 5 exons. The coding region runs from base 124 to 888 and encodes 254 amino acids. Lineage: Eukaryota; Metazoa; Arthropoda; Insecta; Coleoptera; Tenebrionidae.